Cajanus cajan (pigeon pea) is the source of this 3193-nucleotide messenger RNA. The record is from RefSeq and is a predicted model, not a curated record. NCBI's taxonomy places the organism in Eukaryota, Viridiplantae, Streptophyta, Magnoliopsida, Fabales, Fabaceae.
AUUAUUUCUAGGUUUGUCACGGAAUCCCACAUCCAUUCCAAACCACUCCACACCGCACCCGCUUUUUCUCUAUGCUCCCACUCGCGCUUCUCUCACCCAAACUUUCCCAACCCUAACCCUCUCUCGCUUUCUCCACGAUCGAUCUCCGAUCGGCGUCGCCCUUCCCUCAAAUCGCUUCGGAUUUUCUGCUGCUCCGAGGACUUCUUCACGAUUCCCGCUUCAAGCUUCCGUCGCCGUCCAUCCAACGCGCUCUCGUCGCCUCCAGUUCUCCGCCGAAGGAACCAAUCGAUUCGAUUCGAUUGCACUGCUCUGCCUUAAGUUUUGCUGCGGCUUCACCGGAUUUUUGAUUCGAGAGGGCUUCGCUUCGCCGGAUUCGGAUUCCUCUGGUUUCCAUCCUACUUCGCUCCGACGACGGUUUUCUUGCUCCGAUUUCGUGUCUCUUGACGAAAUCUCAAUUCGGAGUGCGCUCGGGACGAAGUGAAGACUCGGCAUCUGGUUGCGGCUCGCGAAGAAUUCUGGAAGCGGCAUCUUUAUAUCUCAUCUCGUCGUGGCGGUUCGAUUUGUUCGAUCUUAACCUUAGUAUUCUGCAAGUUGAGGGAAAGAGAAAAAAAAAGGCAGAAAAGAGAAAAGAAAGAAAAAGAGCUUCGAUUCAUUAUAGAAAGAGAAAUAUACCAUGGCGGUGUAUUAUAAAUUUAAGAGUGCAAGAGAUUAUGAUUCAAUUCCAAUGGACGGUCCUUUCAUCUCUGUUGGUACAUUGAAAGAAAAAAUUUUCGAAUCCAAGCAUUUAGGGAGGGGUACCGAUUUCGACCUUGUGGUCACCAACGCCCAGACCAAUGAAGAAUAUCUUGAUGAAGAAAUGUUGAUUCCUAAAAACACCUCAGUGUUAAUUCGUCGGGUUCCAGGACGGCCACGUUUACCAAUUGUUACUGAACUAGAACAAAAGGUGGAAAAUAAAGUGGUGGAAUCUGAACCAGAAAACAGAAGCUUUCCAGCUGAAGAUACAUCUGCCAUGAAAUAUCCUGAAGAUUCAGAUUGGGAUGAAUUUGGCAAUGAUUUGUAUUCAAUUCCUGAUCAAAUGCCUGUUCAAUCAAGCAACUUAAUUCCAGAGGCUCCUGCACCUAAUAAAGCUGAUGAAGACAGUAAGAUUAAAGCCUUCAUUGAUACUCCAGCCCUGGAUUGGCAGCGUCAAGGUUCAGAUUUUGGCAAUGGUAGAAGCUUUGGAAGGGGUACAGGUGGACGGAUGGGUGGUGGACGUGGUUUUGGGAUGGAGCGGAAAACUCCUCCACAAGGCUAUGUAUGUCACAGAUGCAAAGUGCCUGGACAUUUUAUUCAGCACUGCCCUACAAAUGGUGACCCAAAUUAUGACAUGAGGAAAGUCAAGCAACCUACUGGCAUUCCAAGAUCCAUGCUGAUGGUAAAUCCACAAGGUUCCUAUGCUUUACCAAAUGGUUCAGUAGCUGUUUUGAAGCCUAAUGAGGCCGCAUUUGAGAAAGAGAUAGAAGGGUUACCCUCAACACGUUCUGUUGGGGACCUACCACCUGAGCUUCACUGUCCCUUGUGUAAUGAAGUUAUGAAAGAUGCUGUCCUGACAAGCAAGUGUUGUUUUAAAAGCUUUUGCGACAAAUGUAUCAGGGACUAUAUAAUCUCCAAGUCUGUUUGCGUAUGUGGUGCAACAAACAUUCUUGCAGAUGAUCUUUUACCAAAUAAGACACUAAGAGAUACCAUCAAUCGUAUAUUGGAGUCAGGCAAUAGCAGUGCUGAAAAUGCCGGGAGCACUUUCCAAGUUCAAGAUAUGGAGUCUGCUCGCUGCCCACAGCCCAAGAUCCCAUCCCCAACCUCAUCUGCUGCGUCCAAGGGAGAACUGAAGGUUUCACCUGUUAAUAUAGAAACAACAAAUAUGCAGGAAACAGCUGAUGAUAGAAAGGCUGUUUCUGCUCCACAGCAGGCAUCAGAGCAAGUGAGGAACCCCAGAGUUGCUGAUGUAUCUGAAGCUACUCAUGAGUCUAUGAGUGUGAAGGAACCAGCCUCACAAGGGAGUGCUCAGCUGGUGGAGGAAGAAGUGCAGCAAAAGUUGGUUCCUACUGAGGCUGGAAAGAAAAAGAAAAAGAAGAAAGUCCGUUUGCCCCCAAAUGAUAUGCAGUGGAAAACCCCACAUGACUUUGGGGCUGAGAACUAUAUGAUGCCAAUGGGUCCACCUCCUGGGUAUAAUUCUUACUGGAAUGGCAUGCAACCUAUGGAUGGAUUUAUGGCACCAUAUGCUGCUGGUCCGAUGCAAAUGAUGGGUUAUGGUCUAGGCCCCUUGGACAUGCCAUUUGCAGGUGGUAUGCCUCAUGACCCAUUUGGUAUGCAAGGUUACAUGAUGCCUGUCAUGCCACCUCACAGGGAUCUUGCUGACUUCAGUAUGGCAAUGAAUGCUCCACCCCCAGUUAUGAGUAGGGAGGAGUUUGAAGCCCGUAAAGCUGAUCUGAGGAGGAAACGUGAAAAUGAGAGACGGGCUGAAAGGGACUUCUCCAAAGAUCGUGACUUUGGUAGGGAAGUGAGCAGUGUUGGGGAUGUUUCUUCAAUGAAACCAAAAACUAAGUCAAUUCCACCGUCUUCGGCUAGCGAUUACCAUCACCACCGUUUCCGUUCGGAACGGCAGUCACCAGAUCGGUCUCCGCGGGAGGUGGAGCCUCCUCGUCCGGCAAAGAGAAAAUCCGAUCAUCACUCGGAUCGCGAACGUGAAGAGAGGGAUCGGGACUACGAGCACGAGCGCCACCACCAUCACCGCCACCACCGAACAGAAUCCUCAUCUAGAAGGUCAUCGGAACCAGUAACCAAAGCGUCAUCCAACGCAGCGUCAGCUGCUGCAGCGGCGGCGGAUCGCAAGCAGAAGGCCAGCGUGUUCUCCCGUAUAAGUUUCCCGGCUGAGGAGGAAGCAUCUAAGAAGAGAAAGGUCAGCGCUUCUUCAACGUCGGAACCAGCUGCUAACGCUGCCACUGCCGGUGGCUCUUCGGCACAUGUCAAGACUGUGUCGAACGGAUAUUAUGAAGGGAGGAAGAGUAACGCCGUUGCGGAUUACGAGUCCAGCGACGAUGAGCGGCAUUUUAAACGGAGGCCGUCGAGGUACGAGCCGUCUCCUCCGCCUCAGCCCGCCGACUGGGAGGAGGAAGGAAGACAUUCAAGAGGAUCGAGGGAGCGCAAACAUAGGUGA